CGUUUUGCCUCUGUUAAGAUUUUUGGGCUGGGAAUCCCGGGCAAUCCUCUCCGCUUGCUUCGUGGCGCCGGGAGCUUUUAUUUUUUUGGCGUUUAUUAUUUAUCAUUUUUAUUGUCGAUAUCCUCCCCCAAUCAGAUCUAACUAAAGAGAUCCCGGACACGGUGCCGUCACAGCAGCGAGCAAAAAGGGAGAAUCUCGGAGCUCCCGAGUAGCGAGGUCUCCCCUCGGCCGUCUUAGCCGGGUCGUCUCCCACCCCCCGGGGGAGGGGAGUUCAGGGGUUCCCCCGCUCUUCCCGCCACCUUGUUCGCGUUUCGCUGGCCGGGAGGGAGGAGGGGGCUUCCGCCGCCCCGGGGGCACGGGCCAGCCCUGCCCGCCGCCACCAAGUUCUCCGGGGCCGGGUCGGGCGAGGUGCCAGCAGCCAGCCCAUACCUUGCCGGGUGGGCUCAGCUUCCUUGGCUCCGCCGGGGACACCCCCGCGUCCCUGGGGACGGAAGGGGCAGGAGGAUCCCCGCCGAGCUCCGGGGGCUUCUUCCCCCGAGGAAGAGGGCGAGAGGCUGUACCGGCAGGAGGCGAGGGCUUAACUAUCCUCGGCGUGGAGCAGCAUCCCCAGCGCUGGCAUGUGCUGAUCGCAGGAAUGCGAGGUUUUGGCAGGUGGAUGUAUGACACGGUUAAAAAAUCCAAACCAAACAAGCCAACCAACAGCAACAAAAACCAGAUAAAUAAGAAAAUGAAACGCAAAACCCGUACAACACAAGUUGUAAAAAUCAAUCAGUAACCCAAAGUGUAUGGAAAUCCAGCGUUGGCGUUUUGGAGUUUGCAAGCUUCGGACCUCUGGGACCAGGGAUUCAUUAAAAGAGACUUAGGUUUGCAUCGAGGGGGGAGCAGAAGCUCAUUAAAGCUGACUAGUUGAUGCAAGGAGAGGAAGGAAUCACCGGCGGCUGGAAAUAAAAGGCGACGUUUGUUUUUGCAUCGCCGCUGACUGAGGUGCAGCGCUCCCGGCCGGGGACCAGGGCUCGGCGGGGAGCGGCGGAGCCCUGGCUCCAGCCGGGAAAUCCGUAUGUGCCCUCCGUCCCUCGCCCCCGGGCCGCCUGGGCUGCCAGGCCGCGGCGGGAGGCGGCUCGAACCCGUCCUACGGCCGCUCGCUGGAGGGAGCGAGGCUGCGGGGAGAGCCGCGACGAGGCUGUGCCGGAAUCUCUCCACAGCACACGCCAGCCGGGAAGUACCUCAGCUGUAGGGCAAAAUACAAGGACAUAAGCUACUGACCUCCUUUUAGCAUCAGGAUCAGACGUACUACCCUACUCCUCACCAUCAAUUAAGAGCAAUUGAAAAUCCGCCUCAGAAAAGCUGGUCAACCCGUUCUGUCAGUGGACAUCUUUUGUAAAACACAUUUUAUGUACUUCUGCUGAGAUCUUCUUUUCUACCUACCCACCGCAUGGUUCUAUAUUACUUAUUGGGCACUGAUGGUAGCCUCCAGAAAGUGCAGCUUCAAAUGGUCAGCCUCAUCCUUUAGCAAGAAGAAAACCUGGAUACUGGAUAGCAACAACGUCUUCAGAGAAAAUGGUAUACGAAGGCAAACGAUUGGUUUCCUGCCAUUGUUUCUUCCUGUUGACAGCCAAGUUCUACUGGAUGCUCACUCUGAUGCAGAGGACUCACGGCCAGGAGUAUGCCCACUCCAUUCGCCUGGAUGGGGACAUCAUCCUGGGAGGACUGUUCCCCGUUCAUGCAAAAGGGGAUAGAGGGGUGCCUUGUGGGGAGCUCAAGAAGGAGAAGGGGAUCCACAGACUAGAGGCAAUGCUGUAUGCAGUUGAUCAAAUUAAUAAAGAUCCCGAUCUUCUUGCCAAUAUCACCUUGGGUGUCCGCAUCCUCGAUACGUGUUCCAGGGACACUUAUGCAUUGGAGCAGUCCUUAACAUUUGUGCAAGCGUUGAUAGAAAAAGAUGGUUCAGACGUCAAGUGUGCAAAUGGUGACCCACCUAUUUUCACUAAGCCAGACAAGAUAUCAGGUGUGAUAGGUGCUGCAGCAAGUUCUGUGUCCAUUAUGGUCGCAAAUAUUUUGAGACUCUUUAAGAUACCUCAAAUCAGCUAUGCAUCCACAGCUCCCGAGCUGAGCGAUAACACCAGGUACGACUUCUUCUCCCGGGUGGUGCCGCCAGACUCGUACCAAGCCCAGGCCAUGGUCGACAUCGUGACAGCCCUGGGGUGGAACUACGUCUCCACGCUGGCUUCCGAAGGCAACUAUGGCGAGAGCGGCGUGGAGGCGUUCACGCAGAUCUCCAGAGAGAUUGGAGGUGUUUGCAUUGCUCAGUCACUCAAAAUCCCUCGGGAACCAAGACCAGGAGAAUUUGAAAAGAUCAUUAAGCGCUUGUUGGAAACUCCAAAUGCUCGAGCGGUGAUCAUGUUCGCGAACGAAGAUGAUAUUAGGAGAGUACUGGAAGCAGCCAAAAAAGCGAAUCAGUCUGGACAUUUCCUCUGGAUUGGCUCAGACAGCUGGGGGUCAAAAAUUUCACCAGUCCAGCAGCAGGAGGAGAUUGCUGAAGGAGCAGUAACCAUUCUACCCAAAAGAACAUCCAUAGAUGGAUUUGAUAGAUAUUUUCGGAGCAGAACACUUGCUAACAAUCGAAGAAAUGUCUGGUUUGCAGAAUUUUGGGAGGAGAAUUUUGGAUGCAAGUUAGGAUCACAUGGAAAAAGAAAUAGCAAUAUCAAGAAAUGCACAGGCUUAGAAAGAAUUGCGAGAGAUUCAGCCUAUGAACAAGAAGGAAAAGUUCAGUUUGUCAUUGAUGCAGUGUAUUCCAUGGCCUAUGCCCUGCACAACAUGCAUAAAGAUCUCUGUCCUGGAUAUAUUGGUCUGUGUCCAAGGAUGAGCACAACUGAUGGAAAAGAACUGCUUAGCUACAUCCGGGCAGUAAAUUUUAAUGGGAGUGCUGGAACACCUGUUGUUUUCAAUGAAAAUGGAGAUGCUCCUGGACGCUAUGAUAUUUUUCAGUAUCAAAUCACCAACAAGAGUACGGAAUACAAAGUAAUUGGUCAGUGGAGUAAUCAACUUCAUCUAAACGUAGAAGACAUGCAAUGGGCUAACAGAGAACACACUCAUCCAGCAUCUGUCUGCAGCCUGCCCUGCAAAGCUGGGGAGAGAAAGAAGACGGUGAAGGGAGUGCCCUGCUGCUGGCACUGCGAGCGCUGCGAGGGCUACCACUACCAGGUGGAUGAAUUCAACUGUGAACUCUGUCCCAUCAACAAGAGGCCAAAUGCCAACCGCACGGAUUGCCAGCUUAUCCCUAUCAUCAAGCUGGAGUGGCAUUCUCCUUGGGCCAUCGUGCCUGUCUUCAUCGCUAUUCUCGGGAUAAUCGCCACCACCUUUGUGAUUGUGACAUUUGUCCGCUACAACGACACGCCCAUCGUCAGGGCCUCUGGGCGGGAGCUCAGCUAUGUGCUCCUGACUGGGAUUUUUCUCUGUUACUCCAUUACUUUUUUAAUGAUUGCAGCUCCUGACACAGUGGUCUGCUCAUUUCGAAGGAUCUUUUUAGGACUCGGCAUGUGUUUCAGCUAUGCUGCGCUGCUCACCAAAACAAACAGGAUUCACAGAAUAUUUGAACAAGGUAAAAAAUCUGUCACAGCUCCCAAAUUUAUUAGUCCAGCUUCUCAGCUGGUGAUCACUUUCAGCCUCAUAUCCUUCCAGCUUAUUGGAGUCUUCAUCUGGUUUGCUAUCGAUCCACCACACACCAUUGUAGACUAUGGAGAGCAGAGGACACUUGAACCAGAAAAUGCCAGAGGAGUUCUCAAAUGUGACAUUUCAGAUCUUUCUCUCAUUUGUUCCCUUGGAUAUAGUAUUCUCUUGAUGGUCACAUGCACUGUUUAUGCUAUUAAAACAAGAGGGGUUCCAGAGACCUUCAAUGAAGCAAAACCUAUUGGAUUUACUAUGUACACAACCUGCAUAAUUUGGUUAGCUUUUAUUCCAAUCUUUUUUGGUACUGCCCAAUCAGCAGAGAAGAUGUACAUCCAGACAACAACACUGACUAUCUCCAUGAGUUUAAGUGCUUCUGUGUCUCUGGGCAUGCUCUACAUGCCCAAGGUUUAUAUUAUCAUUUUUCAUCCAGAGCAGAAUGUUCAAAAACGGAAGAGGAGCUUCAAGGCUGUGGUGACAGCUGCUACAAUGCAAAGCAAACUGUCACAGAAAGGAAAUGACAGACCAAAUGGAGAAGUCAAGACUGAACUGUGUGAAAGUCUUGAAACCAACACCUCCUCUACCAAGACAACUUAUGUCAGUUACAGCAAUCAGGCAAACUGAGCAGGGAUGAAAUUCACUGGAAGAUCUGCAGGACUGGAUCUUGCAAACAUAGACUUUACCACCACCAGAAUUCAGUCUUGAAAAUAUCAGUAGUCUACAUUCAAAUCAAUAGUCAGUCUCCUAAAGAACAAGGAUUAAACACAAGCAAAAGGCAAAAAGAGACAGGGGAAGGAAAAGUCCAGUUUUAUACCAUAGAGACAGAGUGUCAAGCUUCUGAACUGUUCACUCACAAAAGGAAGCAAAUCACAAAUGGAAGCAAAUCACAAAAGGAAAACAAAUGUUAGCUUGUGAAAAAAAAUGCUGUUGAAAUAAAUCAUGUCUGAUGUUAUAUUUGUAAGUACUUUUUUGUGAUUGUGACAAUUUCCUUUCCUGUCCUACAUUGUUCAACUCGUAAAAGAAGAUGAGUUUGUUUCUUGUGACGGCUGACUGAAUUAAGUCCUGGGUUAUGCUAAAAUAAAUGCAAUGGUCAAUGCAUGCUAAUUUUUAUACAAAAUAAUUUAUUUCUAAUAAUAAAGGAAUGUUUUGCAAAUGUUGAGACUUGUUUUGUUGCAGUUUUAAGCAAAAAAAAGUCCUUACACUGUUGUCUAUUGUUUGUUUAGAAUGUGCAGUAAAGGUGGGUGUACAAAUAAAAUAAUAAUCAUGGCAUCAGAAGAAUGCAGUGUAAACUCUAAGCAUGUGUGUAUGUAUGCGUGUAUGUGUGCACCUGUGUGUGUACAUACGUGCAUGCCUGCCUGCAUGCGUGUGUGUGCGUACUCUGCAGUGUGUGAAUUUAUUUGUUCAAAGCUUUGUGACUAUAUUUUCUAAUGGAAGGAUUUUUUCCCCUCUUCUUACCCUCAAAGUAAGUUCAUUUUGUAUGUUUGUAAAGUAAAGGAGUCCUGAUAGUAAUUAUUUUGUAUGAUUGUAUUAUAUUUUUGAGUCUCCACUAAUAAUUUUGAUCCUUUUCAUUUCUGGAACUUACAGUUUGUAAGACUUUAUGACAGCUAGACUGGAUUAAGCUGAAAGUCUAUUCAGCCUAGUAUCCUGUCUCUGACAGGAGAAUGUAGCAGAUGCAUAUCUCAAUAAAGGUGACUUUGAAAUAACAGCAGAGAAAUCAAUGAAGAAUUUGGAAAGCAGUAGCCUAGUGAAUAUAUGUACUAUUGCCUUAUAAAUACUUACAAAUCAAAGAAAUAAAUGCCAAUCUACAAUCUAAUCUUCUUCACAUCUUCUAAUUCCCAUCAUUGUGUGAGGUUAGAAACAACUAUGCAAAGAGAAAGAGGAAAUCACAUUUAUAUCUAUUGUGUUAAUGAACCCCUCCAAAUAAUUAAAAAAAAUACAGAUAGUUACUGUCCCUUGUGUUACUACACCUGUGAUGGAUGUUCUGUAAGACUUUUUUGCUCCAUACAAUACCUACCAUUCAUCAAGUCAAUGGGUCCUCACAUGCAGCUCAUUAUUAAAUGUUAUGUCUCCUGACUUAGCCUGGAUGCCUCCUUGUGAUUUUAUCCUCACAGCAGACGUUUUAUUAUAACAUAUCUUAAGGGAGCCAUGGUGGGUC
This is a messenger RNA of Zonotrichia albicollis (white-throated sparrow), 5815 nucleotides long. It is a transcript of the gene GRM8, whose product is annotated as glutamate metabotropic receptor 8. Gene Ontology annotation, biological process: G protein-coupled receptor signaling pathway. Lineage: Eukaryota; Metazoa; Chordata; Aves; Passeriformes; Passerellidae. Gene Ontology annotation, cellular component: membrane. The record is from RefSeq and is a predicted model, not a curated record. Gene Ontology annotation, molecular function: G protein-coupled receptor activity.